Molecule: messenger RNA, 931 nt
Organism: Heterotrigona itama
Lineage: Eukaryota; Metazoa; Arthropoda; Insecta; Hymenoptera; Apidae
Source: the annotation of a GenBank genome assembly
AUGUCAACAAAUUAUCCAUACGUAUACCAGAUAUGUUUGGGUAUAUCAUUUAUUUAUUUUAGAAACUUUUUUUUAUGUUAAAUUUAAUUAUUUAUGUUUCGUAUCAUAUUUAAUUAAUUUUUUUAUAAAAUUGCUUUUGACUUUUAUAACGUUUCAAAACUUCAAUUUAGCAUUUGCAAAAUUAUUUUCAGAUAUGGAACAAAUUGGAGAAACACAUACAAAUCUUGUGGGUUUUAAACCACUCACUAUUUUAAUGGAAAUCAUUGGUGGAGUACUAAUAAUUUUGGUUGCAAUUUGGUGUGGUAAAUAUAGAGGUGGCUUUACUUGGAAUUCUAAUCCAGCAUUAGAAUUCAAUUGGCAUCCUCUUUUAAUGGUUAUUGGAUUCGUUUUUUUAUACGCCAAUGGUAUGUUAAUAUAUAGAACACAAAGAAAUACUCGAAAACGAAGACUGAAACUGAUCCAUGCAGGUAUAAUGUUAUUAACUAUAGUAUUAAUUGUAAUUUCUCUUGUGGCUGUGUUUGACAGCCACAAUUUGAUUUCCAAACCAAUUCCAAACAUGUAUAGUCUUCAUAGUUGGAUUGGACUCACUAGUGUAAUUUUAUUUUGUUGUCAGUGGCUUGCUGGCUUUCUGUCUUUCCUAUAUCCAGGAUUACAAGUCUCAUUACGAUCCUCUUACAUGCCAAUUCAUGUGUACUUUGGAAUUACAGGAUUUGUUGGUGUAAUUGCUUCCUGUCUUUUAGGGCUUAAUGAAAAAGCAAUUUUUGUUCUAGGAACUGAUUAUUCAAAACUUGUUGGUGAGGCAGUGUUAAUUAAUAUAAUUGGACUUCUGUUAAUCGUUUUUGGUGGAUUAGCAGUUUAUUUGGUGACACAAGAACAUUAUAAACGUUUCCCUAAACCAGAAGAUGAAGCAUUAGUUGGUGGCAGAACUUAA